AUGGCUCAACGAGCAGCAUUCCACUGUCUCCGCCAAACCUCCUCCCCCUUCCAAUCCUCGCCUUCAACUCUCCUCCGCAACUCCAACCCAACAUGGCUCCGAACAAAACGAACCCCCAACAUCUCCUCCGUUAAAACCCAACAUAGAACCCUCCUAACCCAAGCCCAACGCCGCCGAGCCACAACAGCCGCAGGAACAGCCAUACCCACAACCUCCCAACCCAUAAUCGACCACCACUACGACGCAAUAGUAGUAGGAGCCGGCGGCGCCGGUCUACGAGCAGCCGUAGGCCUCGCAGAAUCCGGGCUAGAAACAGCCUGCAUAACCAAACUCUUCCCGACUCGCUCCCACACCGUUGCCGCUCAAGGUGGAAUCAAUGCUGCGCUGGGGAAUAUGACCGAGGAUGACUGGAGAUGGCAUAUGUAUGAUACUGUCAAAGGGAGCGAUUGGUUGGGCGAUCAGGAUGCGAUUCAUUACAUGUGUAGGGAAGCGCCUAAAGCUGUGUAUGAAUUGGAGAAUUACGGAAUGGCGUUUAGUAGGACGGAGGAUGGGAGGAUUUAUCAGAGGGCGUUGGGGGGUCAGAGUUUGAAGUAUGGGAAGGGAGGGCAGGGGGUUAGAUGUUGUUCUGCGGCGGAUCGGACGGGGCAUGCUAUGUUGCAUACUUUGUAUGRGCAGAGUGUCAAGCAUAAUACCAAUUUCUUCAUUGAGUAUUUCUGUAUUGAUUUGCUGAUGGUUGAUGGAGCCUGCGUGGGAGUGCUGUGUAUGAGCAUGGAAGAUGGGACAUUACACAGGGUGUUUGCGAGGAAUACGGUUCUUGCUACUGGUGGUUAUGGUCGGACAUAUUUCUCUUGCACAUCUGCGCAUACAUCGACUGGAGAUGGAAAUGCCAUGGCUGCUCGGGCAGGUCUCCCCAACCAAGACUUUGAAUUCAUCCAAUUCCACCCCACAGGAAUAUACGGUGCAGGAGUCCUCAUUACUGAAGGAUCUCGUKGUGAAGGUGGCUACCUACUCAACUCGAAUGGAGAACGAUUCAUGGAACGCUAUGCUCCCACAGCCAAGGAUCUCGCUUCACGCGAUGUUGUUUCCCGCUCUAUGAAUAUGGAAAUCCGAGAAGGUCGCGGUGUUGGACCGGAUAAAGAUCACGUCUACCUGCAACUGUCUCAUCUCCCUCCAGACUUGAUCUACGAGCGAUUGCCGGGAAUUGCAGAGACGGCCUCUGUGUUCUCUGGGGUGGACGUCACGAAAGAUCCUAUCCCCGUGCUGCCUACAGUCCAUUACUGCAUGGGUGGCGUUCCUACAAACUGGAAGGGAGAAGUCCUCAACGUCGACCCCGUCACUGGAGCCGAGAAGCCUGUCGAGGGACUGUACGCAGCUGGAGAAGUAGCCUGCGUGAGCGUCCACGGAGCCAACCGUCUAGGAGCAAACUCCCUCUUGGACAUUGUAGUCUUCGGCCGUGCCUGCGCGUUGGAAAUCGCGGAUAAAAACGAAAAGGGAAUGCCUCAUAAAAAAGUCCCCGAAGACAUCGGAAUGGAUCACCUAGCUGAGAUGGAGAAGAUCCGAGAAUCGAAUGGCGAUAUGCUCGGCGCACAAAUCCGCAGCGACAUGCAAAAAGUCAUGCAAGCUGACAUCUCCGUCUUCCGCACCGAAGAAGCUCUCGAGCAAGGAAACAAGCGAUUGGAAAAAGUCCAGAAGGAUUUCAAUGAGCGGUUGGCUGUCAAGGACAAGUCGAUGAUUUGGAACUCGGAUUUGGUGGAGACGUUGGAGAUGAGGAAUUUGUUGACUUGUGCGGCGCAGACUGCUAAGAGUGCGUUGGUGAGGAAGGAGAGUCGGGGUAGUCAUGCGAGAGAGGAUUUCCCGGAGAGGAAUGAUAAGGAGUGGAUGAAGCAUACGCUGUCUUGGCAGAAGGAUAUUGGGGAUGAUGUUCAGAUUGGGUAUAGGAAGGUUGUGUUGGAUACGUUGGACAAGGCGGAGAUGGAGAGUAUUCCGCCUGUUAAGAGGACUUAUUAG
This is a messenger RNA of Ramularia collo-cygni, 2007 nucleotides long. Its product is annotated as probable SDH1-succinate dehydrogenase (ubiquinone) flavoprotein precursor, mitochondrial. The record is from RefSeq and is a predicted model, not a curated record. The transcript has 3 exons. Gene Ontology annotation, molecular function: succinate dehydrogenase (quinone) activity; electron transfer activity; flavin adenine dinucleotide binding. Lineage: Eukaryota; Fungi; Ascomycota; Dothideomycetes; Mycosphaerellales; Mycosphaerellaceae. Bases 1 to 2007 code for a protein of 668 amino acids. Gene Ontology annotation, biological process: tricarboxylic acid cycle; mitochondrial electron transport, succinate to ubiquinone.